Molecule: messenger RNA, 803 nt
Organism: Trifolium pratense (red clover)
Lineage: Eukaryota; Viridiplantae; Streptophyta; Magnoliopsida; Fabales; Fabaceae
Product: embryo-specific protein ATS3B-like
Exons: 3
Coding region: 204-683 (159 amino acids)
Molecular function (GO): protein binding
Source: RefSeq, a predicted model, not a curated record
UUUCUCCAUUAUUAAGGAUAUUAUUGAAGACACUGAUAUUCAAAUUUGAGAUUAUAGAUUUCUCCACACUUUAUACUAGUGUGUGACUAGAUUACUGGACCCAAAAAAAUUUUGCCCACGGCCUUUAUAAUGCUACAAUUAGUAGAAAAUUUCAAUAUCUAAACUAGUAAAUUAGGUGUUCCUCCUUCUCUUGUAUUCUUAUCAUGAAAGCCUUUGCCUUAAUAAUCCUCAUAUUUUCCAUCACCGCUAUAUCAACAUUGGUCACUCGCCCUCAACCUCAAAUCAAUCUUUCUUCCAUGCUUAAUCAUACCCAGCAACAAAUUAAUGAGACUAGAUUGAUCGGUGGUAAGGAUGGAUACAGUGGUAGAUGUGAUUACCUAAUCACCAUAAAAACAAGUUGUGAUUCUCCAACAUAUACAAAAGAUGAAAUCAGUCUUUUAUUUGGAGACGUUCAUGGCGCUGAGCUAUUUUUCCCAAGACUAAAUAAUCCAAAAAUUGGGACGUUCAAUAAGUGUGACACAAUGUCAUUUGCAGCACAAGCAACUUGUAUAGGAAAAAUAUGCAGAUUGGAUCUAUAUAGGAAUGGAACAGAUGGUUGGAUUCCAGAGUCUGUCGCUAUAUAUGACUAUAGUUAUCCAUCUGUUAUAUUUAACUACAACAAUGGCUACAAUUUUUGUGGUUAAGUUUAGUACGUAGUUUUUUUUUCUAAUCAAGUUUAGUGUUACAUUCCUUUAAAUGAUAUUUUUUUUUUCUUUCAAUUGUAUCAUAUAAGUUGACAUUUUCUACUUUAUAUAUAGGGCAAC